Molecule: messenger RNA, 5450 nt
Organism: Chinchilla lanigera (long-tailed chinchilla)
Lineage: Eukaryota; Metazoa; Chordata; Mammalia; Rodentia; Chinchillidae
Gene: Cdh4
Product: cadherin 4, type 1, R-cadherin (retinal)
Biological process (GO): cell morphogenesis; multicellular organism development; adherens junction organization
Cellular component (GO): adherens junction; plasma membrane; catenin complex
Molecular function (GO): calcium ion binding; cadherin binding
Source: RefSeq, a predicted model, not a curated record
GCCCAUAACGAGGAUCUUACCGCCAGAGAGACCUGCAAGGCUGGGUUCUCUGAGGAAGAUUACACGGCAUUAAUCUCCCCCAACAUCCUGCAGGGAGAGAAGCUCCUCAAAGUUAAGUUCAGCAGCUGUUUGGGGACCAAGGGGACGCAGUAUGAGACCAACAGCUUGGACUUCAAAGUCGGGGCAGACGGGACAGUCUUCGCCACUCGGGAGCUGCAGAUCCCUUCCGAGCAGGUGGCCUUCACGGUGACAGCAAAGGACCACCAGACCGCCAAGCAGUGGGACACCAUGGUGCGGCUGCUGGUGACCCAGACCUGGUCCUCGCACUCUGGACACAAGAAAGGAAAGAAGAACGUGGCCCCGGACCCCGAUCAGCCCCCCAAGGACACGCUACUACCGUGGCCCCAGCACCAGAGCUCCGGCGGGCUGAGGCGGCAGAAACGGGACUGGGUCAUCCCUCCCAUCAACGUGCCGGAGAACUCCCGAGGGCCCUUCCCGCAGCAGCUGGUGAGGAUCCGGUCCGACAAAGACAACGACAUCCCCAUCCGGUACAGCAUCACAGGAGUGGGCGCUGACCAGCCACCUAUGGAGGUCUUCAGCAUUGACUCCAUGUCCGGCCGCAUGUAUGUCACACGGCCCAUGGAUCGGGAGGAGCGAGCGUCUUACCACCUCCGAGCCCACGCCGUGGACAUGAACGGCAACAAGGUGGAGAACCCCAUCGACCUGUACAUCUACGUCAUCGACAUGAACGACAACCGCCCCGAGUUCAUCAACCAGGUCUACAACGGCUCCGUGGACGAGGGCUCCAAGCCAGGAACCUACGUGAUGACAGUCACGGCCAAUGACGCCGACGACAGCACCACGGCCAACGGGAUGGUGCGGUACCGGAUCGUGACCCAGACCCCACAGAGUCCGUCCCAGAACAUGUUUACCAUUAACAGCGAGACCGGAGACCUCGUGACGGUGGCAGCCGGCCUGGACCGAGAGAAAGUCCAGCAGUACACCGUUAUCGUCCAGGCCACCGACAUGGAGGGGAACCUUAACUACGGCCUCUCGAACACAGCCACAGCCAUCAUCACGGUGACAGACGUGAACGACAACCCGCCAGAGUUCACUGCGAGCACGUUUGCAGGAGAGGUCCCUGAGAACAGGGUGGAGACGGUGGUCGCCAACCUCACCGUCAUGGACCGCGACCAGCCCCACUCGCCCAACUGGAACGCCGUCUACCGCAUCAUCAGCGGGGACCCCUCGGGGCACUUCAGCGUCCGCACCGACCCUGCCACCAACGAGGGCAUGGUCACCGUGGUGAAGGCAGUGGACUACGAGCUGAACAGGGCCUUCAUGCUGACCGUGAUGGUGUCCAACCAGGCACCCCUGGCCAGUGGGAUCCAGAUGUCCUUCCAGUCCACGGCAGGAGUGACCAUCUCCGUCACGGACCUCAACGAGGCGCCCUACUUCCCCUCCAACCGCAAGCUGAUCCGCCUGGAGGAGGGUGUGCCCGCCGGCACCGCACUCACCACCUUCUCGGCUGUGGACCCUGACCGCUUCAUGCAGCAGGCUGUGAGGUACUCAAAGCUGUCCGACCCAGCGAACUGGCUGCACAUCAAUGCCUCCAACGGUCAGAUCACCACGGCGGCCAUCCUGGACCGCGAGUCCCUGUACAUCAAAAACAAUGUCUACGAGGCAACCUUCCUGGCAGCGGACAAUGCCCGCGGCCGUGGGGCAGGCUCCGGGACUGCUGCUGCGUCUGGAGUUCUGGUCACGGCACAUUACCGUGGUACCCCCACGCGUGUGACCUGUUCCCGUGGGAACCCGAUCCGAGGGAGCGGAGGACGUCUGCCGCCACGGGGCUGCGCCCUGUACAGGCUCCACCCAAUCCGCCCGCCCCCCGGGAUUUUGGACCGCCGCCCCACGGUCCACAUCCUAUCAGCGCUCAGAAAAGCCCUACAGGCGAAUGCAGACGCGCAAGGGCUCCGAGCUGCUGACAACGACCCCACGGCACCCCCUUACGACUCCCUGCUGGUCUUCGACUACGAGGGGAGCGGCUCCACCGCGGGCUCGGUCAGCUCCCUGAACUCGUCCAGCUCCGGGGACCAGGACUACGACUACCUGAACGACUGGGGGCCCCGGUUCCGGAAGCUGGCGGACAUGUACGGGGGCGGCGAGGAGGACUAGCCGGCCUCUGCCUUUGGGCCGCAAAUGAGAGCAGCGCUCGGACAGGAGGAGCAGGGCUCUGCAGAGGCAGUGGUCUUCCCGACCCUCCCUGCGGACCCGCGGACGGACGGACGGACGGACGGAGGGGGACGCUGGGUUCCGGGGUCUGGAGGCCCUCCCGCCCCGCCCGCCCGCCCUCCCCGUGGAGCUGUCCAGCACGGACACCCGCCCUGCUGCCGCCGCAGUCGCCGCGUACCGCGAAGGGAGAGCCAGAGGCACUGUCCUAACUUGAAUUUCCUAGAACAAACUCACUGUUAAAAAAACAAAAGUGCCUUUUGGUACACGUGUCAGACCCCCUAAACUCAGGAGUGACUGGAAGCAGCAGACAGCCCAAGCCCCCUCUGCCCCAGACCCCUGCCCCUGAGCCCAGCUAGUAGUCCCACUCAGACGGCGUCCAGCCACACGGGGGAAGGAGUCCUUCUGGGGCUUUUUUCUUUUUGUACUAGGGGGAAAAAAGAAUGACUCAUUUGAAAUAAGGGUUUGGGGUUCAAACCCCAACAGCCUUUGCGGUACAGUGGGAGUCUCCUGGGCCCCUUUGGGGCUUCCGAGGCCGGCAGGCAAGGACUAGCCAAGCCUCUGACGACCAAAGCCAAGGCUGUGUGGAGCUGACUUUCACCUCGAUUUGUGACUGCCCCCUCCCACUCCCAGAUGCUGUAAAUAGCUGGGGCCCGGGGUCUCCCCUCUGCCCUUGGCCAUCCCAGUGCCCCCCAGUCCACCAGACCAGCUGUCACUCCAGUGCCACCGAGCUCCCCCUUGCCUUUGGCCCAGGAGAGUGUGUUGUCCAAGAAGCCAGGGUCCUGCAGCACCCUGGCGUGAGCCCUCCACCCCGUGGGGUAGGACUCGAAGGGACCCCGGCGGGCCCAGUGAAAGCUCAGCAGCCCUGAUUGCCCUUGACCCGGCCGCGCCCAGCGCCGGGCAGGUAACAAAGCAUGCGGAGCCUCCCCCGCCGCUGAACGGCCCCCGUCGGUGAGCGGGCAGGUUCGGUACCAGCACCAACCUCAGAGGACUCAGGCAGCCCCUUGUCUCCUGGCCCGUUUGACCUGAGCUCUGACACUUGGGAACUGCUGCGGACCCCAAGGACCCGCUCCGAGUGGCCGCCUGGUCCAGGAUGCCUCUGGCCUACUCACUCCAGAAACAGUUAACCGCCUUUCCUUGGACCCGCAUCUGGCGCCGUGCUGCGGUCCCUCAGCGGGCGUUGCUCCUGCCGUGGACGCUGGCCUCAGGCCUGACUGCGGGCAGCGAUGAGUUCUGCCGGAAAGAAGAGACCGUGUGCGGACCCCGGGCCCCGGGUGAAAACCGGGCCUGGGACGUCUGUGUCCGGGCCGGGUGUCCUGUGCUUGGACAGCUUUCUGGCUCAGCGCAGAAGGGAGGUCGUGCUCCCUGGGCUCCUCUUGGGGGUGGGGGGCUGCAGCAUUCACAUCGGACAGGAUGCUGGAGCCCCCGCCCACGCCUGCUUCUGGGGUGGGGAGGUUGGUGGUGCCAGGGGCAGCAUGUCCCCGUCUGGGGGUCUUGGACCCACUGCUCAGCCUGUUGCUAAGGUUGUCCCCUUUUCUACCCAGCUUUGGCCUAAAGACACCCGGAGUGGGCUCCUGAGCGCCACACUCGUGGGUGUGUCCCGUUGGACGUCAGGGUUCCCCUAACCAAGCUCAUCCCCGCCGCAGUCCUCCCAGAGCGGGGACGGGCUCUGUCCGCGCUGACCCCCGCCGGGACUGCCGAGGAGGGCUGCAGGCGCCGCUCCCCGCAGACGGCCGUCCGGCAGGGGGGCUCACGAAGGCCAGGGAGGGUCCCAGUCCUCAGCCGUGCUAUGCAAAUUGCUCGAGUCUGGCAGCCAAUGAGAUGGUCCUGAGAGUCUGGGGGCGUGGUCAUCGGAGGGACUGCUGCGCCAGCGCCGCGGGAUGGGAGCUGGGGUUUUCUGUUUUUGUGUUCUGGACAGUUCAUCCUCCUGGAAGUCCUGAGCCCGAGGGGUGUGAGUGGAUUGUUUGACGCGUGCGUAUGAUCAGGAGCCGAGGCAGCCAUGAACUGCUUUCUCCCGGGCUCCCGGGACCAAGUGCCCGCGAUGCCUGCCUCUGGGCUCCUCUUCCCCCCGCGGCUCCUCACUGCCAGCCCCCCACGCCCCUAAAUCGUGAAGGCUGAGGCUACAGCACCAGCUGCGGGGCAAUCGGUGGGGGCUUCCCCUGACAGCUGGACAGCUCCACCCCUUCACCCCACACUUCAGUCAGCCCCCAGCGCCAGAAAAAGACGGGGUUCCCACGCCCUGCUAGAUCCAUCUCGGAACUCCGCUCAAGGCCGAGUUAGCAUUAGCCAAGCGUACAAUCAGUGUCAAAUGUCUGUCUUCUGUAGCUUGUAGAUACAACCUGUCUAUGGCGGGCCGUCGGCACGCUGGCGGGGUGCAGGGCACGGUUCAGCUCCUUCAGCGGAUUCGCCUUCUGCCAGCAGGAGAAACCUGCCCUGCAGGGCGGCGCGCCCGGAGCACGCUGGCCUUGGUCAGCCCGGUGGGCCCCACACCUGGCCGGCAGGCUUCCCCUCCCUUGCCCCUCAGCACAUCCAAAAUGCUAGGCCUCUUGCCACCCGAGGGUCAGCGUGAAGGCCAACCGCCAGGCCCUCCGAGGUGCCUGUUUCCCUAGCGUCAGUCCAUGGUCCGUUGAGAUGACAACUACGUUUCCUCCGAGGUACAACGUCAGGGGAGGGAAGAGUCUCAAUUCCCAUCGACACUAAACAAAAUAACACCAAAAAAUCAAAACGAACCCCACGCACAGAGCACCGCGUGCACUAACAGGCCCUGCUCUGAGCCGGGGUCCAGCGGGGAGCGCCCGUGUGCGCCUGGAACGCAUUUUACUUUUUCUUUCUCUCUUUUCCUCAUUCUGAUUUGUUUUGCAUGUUUCUUUUUGAAAAUGGACCGAUGUGUAGCAGCCCGCAUGACCGUGGUUGUUCUGGGAAAGACCCUGGAGUAUGAUGUGUGCACACUGCAAGUCUGAGCACCGCGCGGUUAGACAAGCGUCCCGACUUCUUUUGUAAUCGUCGACAGCACAACUAUUUUGUAUUGUUGUUUGUAUCAUUUUGUACCGAAAAAAAAAGGAAAAAAAAAGGGAACAGAGUCGAUGUUUUCAAUGUGUUUUUAGUGCCAGGCGGUCUUGGUUCCAAUCGGAAUAGCAUCUUUGCAGAGUUGUCGUGUACUGGAGCGGGGUCAGGCAUUGGCACGCUGCUCCAAAGGAGUGAAUAAAGUCCCCUUUGAAGUA